GGUGGGAGCGGGGCUGUUGAUAUCAAUAUGGCGGUUGUCAGCCAGACAAAGACAGUCAGUCUGAUGUGAUUGAGACAAGGGUGGUUUUCAGGGGGAGACUGGGAGAUAGGGGCCUCCCCUCCCCCUUCUCCUCUUCCUGCGCCGGCCUCAACCCCUCCCCAGUCCCCUCCCGACUGGCGCCCCACGCGGAAGACACCCCUCCCCCUCCCGCUUUCCCCUCCUCCCUGCCUCAGCCCUUCGUACUGGGACGUUGGGGAGGGGGCUGUGCCGGGCGGAGAGAACUCAGCAAGGAUUCUGAGAAUGGUUAAUAAAGCUGAUCAUCUCUAGGAAGGAUAUUGGUUCACCUCAUGUAAAGUAUGCUCAGUUCCUUUCCAGUGGUUUUGCUGGAAACCAUGUCUCACUAUACAGAUGAACCCAGAUUUACCAUAGAGCAGAUAGAUCUGCUUCAACGCCUUCGGCGUACUGGAAUGACUAAACAUGAAAUUCUGCAUGCCUUGGAAACUUUGGACCGUCUUGAUCAAGAGCAUAGUGACAAGUUUGGAAGAAGGUCCAGCUAUGGAGGAAGUUCUUAUGGGAAUAGUACCAACAAUGUUCCAGCAUCAUCUUCCACAGCUACAGCUUCCACACAGACCCAGCAUUCUGGAAUGUCCCCAUCUCCUAGCAACAGUUAUGAUACCUCCCCACAGCCUUGCACUACCAAUCAAAAUGGGAGGGAGAAUAAUGAGCGAUUAUCCACAUCCAAUGGAAAGAUGUCACCCACUCGAUACCAUGCAAACAGCAUGGGUCAGAGGUCAUACAGUUUUGAAGCCUCAGAAGAGGACCUAGAUGUAGAUGAUAAAGUGGAGGAAUUAAUGAGGAGGGACAGCAGUGUGAUAAAAGAGGAAAUCAAAGCCUUUCUUGCCAAUCGGAGGAUUUCCCAAGCAGUUGUUGCACAGGUUACAGGUAUCAGUCAGAGCCGGAUCUCUCACUGGCUGUUGCAGCAGGGUUCAGACCUGAGUGAACAGAAGAAGAGAGCAUUUUACCGAUGGUACCAACUUGAGAAGACAAACCCUGGGGCUACACUAAGUAUGAGACCAGCCCCCAUUCCAAUAGAGGACCCAGAGUGGAGACAAACACCUCCCCCAGUCUCUGCCACAUCUGGCACCUUCCGACUACGACGAGGGAGUCGAUUUACCUGGAGAAAGGAGUGCCUGGCUGUAAUGGAAAGUUACUUCAAUGAGAAUCAAUAUCCAGAUGAAGCUAAGAGAGAAGAAAUUGCCAACGCUUGCAACGCCGUCAUACAGAAGCCAGGCAAAAAACUGUCUGAUCUGGAACGAGUUACCUCCCUGAAAGUAUAUAAUUGGUUUGCUAACAGACGGAAGGAGAUCAAGAGGAGAGCCAAUAUUGAAGCAGCAAUCCUGGAGAGUCAUGGGAUAGAUGUACAGAGUCCAGGAGGCCAUUCCAACAGUGAUGAUGUUGACGGGAAUGACUACUCAGAGCAGGAUACUUGGCAAGUACGCAAUGGGGAGGAGGAGGAGGGAAGAAGUUCAGAGGGAGGCAGAGAAGCAGAGAAGGAUGACAGCACUAGCCAUAGUGACCACCAAGACCCCAUCUCAUUAGCUGUGGAAAUGGCAGCAGUCAACCACACUAUCUUGGCAUUGGCCCGACAAGGAGCCAACGAAAUCAAGACAGAGGCCCUGGAUGACGACUGAUCAGGGAGGGUUGAACAGGAGAAGUUAACUUAGUUUAGACGUAGCACCUUAGCAGACUUUCCUCGGUCCUUAACAUGUGUUCUUACAGUAUAACUUGCAGUUUCUUGUAUGUCAGUUAGCCGUUAGGGUCUUGUUCUGUGAAGAUGGCAUGGUGCCCUCAGCCUUUGCAUAUACUCUCUCAGUAUUAAUUCCCAGUAAAUUAUAACCAACCAACCAACCAAACUUCCUUCUCCCAGCCCCUGAGGCUAGAAAACCUUGCUGCUCUGUCUUAGCAUUCCAAGAAAGUGCUUCCAGGUAUUUAGAUAGCCCUCGGUUCUCCACUAUUAGGCUACGUGUAAGACCUUGGGUACCUUUAGAUUCCUGUUACACUAGUCUGUACCCUUUUCCUUCCCCAAGACUGAUAGGAUGCAAGCUGAGGUUGUGUGGCCCAGGAUUGACAGACACCAUUUGGGGAGUAUCCGCAGAGUAAAAGGAACACUAGCAUUCCCACUCAGCGUGGGAAUCACUGAUUUCCAGCUGCAAUAAGCCGUGCCUCAUAAUAGUCACACUGUGGCUAGAUUAUACUUCUUUGGGUGCUGUGCUAAGAAUGUCCAUGGAAAAACUUGAUCUCAAAUUUUGGUUGAUGUUAACAUGCCUGACACAGACAUCCUUUCCUCUCACAAGCUGUGUGACUUAGUAGAUAAAAUACUGCCUUCUGCCUUUGGGACCAUGAUUCAGACAAAAAGAUAAAAAACAAAAGUCAUUUAAAAAACAAACAAACAAACCCAGCUUGAGAGCAUUGGAAAAAAACACGAGCUGAAUGUCUAAUGGAUGUUAAGUCCAGUUCUCAAAACCACUGUACGCUGCGUGGCACAGGUGUGUGCCUGCGUGGAAGAGUGCUGGAGGCCAUCAUGGACGCUGCUCUGCCUCCUGUCUGUGUCCCCUUUCCCUGCUACCAAAAAAAGUCUUUCAAGGAUGGAGCUAAGGUCACAAAUGAGUGAGUGAACUUCCAGUCUUUGUAUCCAUUAACUGAAGCCCCCUCAAUACGAGAGGUUGAUAGAGGACUUUAGAGCGGGAUUAUGCUGGCUGACUAUCAAAAAUGCAAAUACUUUCCUAAAUAGGAGCAGAAAAAAGCAGGGGACAGUUGCCACUUACGCGGUGGGUCUUCUUCGAUACAACGUGAUGUGACUGCUUUGGUGUUCUCUUUACUCUGUCCUUGUAGAGGUGUGAAAAGCUAUAUUGCUACAGGCAAUUUAUUUAAUAAUUGGAAGCCAUAUUGAUAAUGGAUGUGGUAAUAUUUGUAAAGUUUAAUCUACUUUAAGCGGCAGUAACUAAUGGAAUUUUUUUCCUUGAUCACAUAUGUAGCACUUUUGUUACUUUUUAAAGAUAUUUAUAUUUGAUAAAUCUUUUUUUCAUUUUGAGAACUCAAAAUACCAAACAGUGAACUUGCGUUAUAAAGUCACCCUGUGAUCACCUUGUCAUCUAGUAGCAAAAUGAUGAACUAUUCAUGCAUCAAAGAAAAUUACAUCUGCUGGCCUUGUAUGAAAAUGAUCCCUUGGCAUCCUGAUUAAAUGACACACUGUCACUGUGGGGAAGAGGAGACCGCCUUCGAUGUAGCGGCUGAGGGUGCGUCUGAAGGAGGCAUGCCUGCUGUAUAUUUUCUGCCUCAUUCCAUCUCCUUUCUGCGCACGGUAAAGCCUUGUUUAAAGGGGGAUGUGGGGCUGGCUGUUAACCAGGACUUCUGUCUUGUCGUCCAUUACCUGAGAACGAUCUCUAAGGUGGAAGAAAGGUGCCAUUUCCUUACCUCCUCACCUCUCCUCCCCUAUCGGCCUAAAACCACUGAGAGAGAGACUGACUGACUUCUUUGUUUUUCCCUUUCUCGUUAGUGAAAUAGUAAAUAUCCACAAGUUUUUAGCUGGUCUGUCUCCAUUUAAGGCACGUGCUGACAAGGUCUUCUCCGUAUCCGUUCAUUCUGCUUGGGCCAGUGUGCGGAGGCCUUUGAGAGGGCAUGAAGAUGCUGCCUUAUAUGGGUCUGUGACUUUUAGGAGCUUUGGGCAGGGACCGGGCCUGCUCUUGGUUGUGGAUUUCGGGCAGAAAAUGUAUAUGCUUCUUCCAAGAACUGAAGUAAAAUGGGGUAGUCUUUCCUGUUUUACCGUAUUACUUGAACCAACAAAUUGAAGAGUAGCAUUUGUUAUUCUCAGGAAUGAUCCCCCUGCUCAUUUUCUUUCUUGGUGUGUUUGACAUUUUAUUUCAAUUAGGAGAUUAUGUUAUCUUUCUUUCCUUUUAUAUUACGUAGAAGAAAUAUAACAUAUUGUAUCUUUCCAUUUCGGUGGAAUUUUGUCUGCUUAUUCUCGGUUGACUCAAAGAAAAGAAGAGAGAAGACUAUACUGUCUGACAAGCCACAUCCAUGAUUUAUUGUAAGGAGAUUAUUAUAAUUGAUAGCUUCUUUAUGAUGGGAUUGCUGGUAUCAUUUGUUCUUGCUGGUCUUUUUAAAGAAACAGACUCAAACUGUUAAGACAGCUGCAGUUUCUAAAGAAAUACAGUGAUUGCCAGAGAAGAGCUAAAAGGUUUCAUUGUUUUAAGGCCUUAAAAAGAAAAAAAAGCUUCAGUGAUAAAGGAGAGUCAGUAUCUAUGAAAGCAGUACUGAGCCCUAUCUGGCGACCUGGAAAAAGUGGAAGAACGUGUCUACCAAUGCAGGAUAGCCUUAUCCUGGGUUCAGUAGGAACAGGAGGAAGGAAGCUUUCAUCCAGAAUUCGUCUUUCAAUUGAAGAAGAUGGCUGGCCUGCUCUGAAGACCCACUGCCUUACAUAUAAGUUUUGCUUUUUCACCAAGAGUGAAAAUGUAGGUCUUUGGGGCCUAGAUUUAAAUCUACCGUGGUUGAUUUGUUUUUGCUUUGGGGUUUGUUUUGUUUUGUUUUGUUUUGUUUUUUGACACCAGGUUGAAUUUUGUCUUGUCCAGGCUACCUUAAUUCUUAAAUGGCAUAUAGAGUUGCCACUGUCUGAUUUGUAAUAUCUUUGGCUAGUGAAUUUAUUUUCUUAAGCUUUUUCAGGUUUGGUGAUAUUUAAAUAGAAACCCUAAACUGCGCUCUUACUGAAGGGGAAAGAGCCAGGCUCUUAAAAAAAUCGUGUUCUGUGCUUUUUGGUUGUUGUAUCCCUCUUCUCUUACUCCAUACUGUACUUCCCUCGGGCCCCAGAGGACUGUUUCAGGACUGCUCUUUCCUCAUGAGGAAGACCGAAGGGGUGAGGAGGAUGGGGAACCUUGUCAGCAGUUCCUGUAACUUGUCUGUUACUAUUUUUAAAAGACACUUUUGUUGAAUUACUGUAGUCACAUGGGUAAGCUUCCUACUCCUCUUACAACACAGCCUUACAAAGGGACCUUCGAAAGAUGGACCAUCCUAGUGAGACUCCUGCCUUCUGUUGAUGACCCUAACGCAAGAUAAAGGCCAGGGAGGGCAGUACAGUACACUCUUAGCUGAUACCUUCUGGUACCGUCAGUACCAAAUAGACAUUUUGGUUUAUUUCAGGUUUAUUUCAGCAAAGCUUGUAAUUAAUUGUUGAGUACGCCUUACGGCAGUUUUCUUCACAGUCUCAAUCCUUUAAAGUGGUUGAUAGUUAUCUAGGGAAUCUGUCCACUUAUCUAGGGCAUCUGUCCAGUUCCCGUACCCUGUCCUUGGGUGGGACAGCCCCAGCCCCCAUUCUCCUGUUAUUCCUUCAUAGGAAGAAAGUUCCUGAAUAGGAAGACCCCUUUAAGGUACCUUUCACUCUGGCUUAGUAGAGGUGACCCCCUAAAGAGCUGUGAGUGAGUAAGCAGUUCAUCACCAUUAGAAGUGUGCAAAUCCAGUAUCCCAGUUCCUGGUAGAUUAGGAUGGCAGGCAGUCCGGUGACCAGCAGUACCACUGUUGGGGCCAGAUAUCCACCAUAUAUUUUUUACCUCAAAGGGGACAACUCAUGAAGAGCUCAUUCAUACACUUGUUUCAGUUCUCCCUGUUUGGCCUUUGUCUUCACAAACUUUGCUCCUGGAUUCCAAACAGAGGCACCAGGUGUAAAUAGACUCAUUUCUUCAGGAAUCUCCAGUGGCUUUGUCUCCUCCUGUGAACAGUUCCUCCUCCAUUUGCCUCUUGGUUUCCAAUACUAAGGCCUCAUCUUGAGCUGACAUCUGUGCUCGGAUUUCAUGUUCCACAGUAGGCAGAGUAGGUGGGUGUGGUCCUCUCUUCACACAAACACUCCGUCCUGUCUUGCAGGCCAUCCUUUUGACCAGCUACAUAUUCUACUGACCAGCUGCAUUAUCUCUGCCCAUAACAGUGGAAAUAAUCCCUUCUUCAUAUACAAUCCUCCCACCCCUGUCCUAAAAAUGUGAACUUCAAGUCCUUACUCUCUCGGUCUUAAGAAGGGUUUGGGUAGAAGCAGUCUUCCCAUUUAAGUUGUGGCUCUGCCUUUUAAAAUUGCUUUUUUGUCUUUUCUUGUUCAGAGAACAACUGGAGUAUUUUCUCCCCAAUGAGUCUCAACAGAUUCUUAGGCAAUAAUUUUUCUUGUUAUUGAUGAUCUUGUGCUAAGUAGCACUCUACACUGAAUAGUCCUGACCUUUCGCGUUGUGUGUUGGUUUUCUGUGUUAAUCUCCGUCCGUGAUUUAAAUCUUAGGUCAGAGUGGUGAUAGGUUUUGUCGUUUUGUUGUUGUGAUUAUUAGUAAUGUUUUACUACUGUAUUCAUUGGGGCUGCAUUGAGACCAGCCAAAUCCAUUUAUAGCUUUACUGAGCCGGAUUUGUCUGUCAGGAUUUCCCAAGCGGAAGUUGGGCGCACUGACCAGCUCUGCUGGUGGCGUCUGUGUGGGAGGUUAGGGACGAAGUGCGGGGAUGCACUGGGGCAGGGGUGGGAAUUGCACAUUGAAAACAUUCCUUUUUGUGUGCUCUCUAAAUAGCAAGGAUGUUUACUCAGGAUUCAGGGAUCAGUUGUCAGCCAUACUGCAUUUGGCUAACUGAGCUGCAUGCCCUGGAAACCCUCUUCCUGUUUCUUAAUUUCCGGAUUGCCUACUUCACAUUACUUCAUUUCACCCAAGUUUUCCAGUUUGAAGAUACUGCACCGUAAUGAGAACAUGAGGUUUUCCCAGGGAGGCAACUAUGAGUGGCCGGGUCAUCCUAUGAAGAUUUCCCUGACCGUAACCUAUUGUCAGAGGCCCUUUUUUUCCAGCACCACCGUCUCCUUCAUUAUAUGCUCUUUUCAAAAGAUGACUAUCACUCAAGAGGAAAGAUUUCUUUACCACUCUCAGGAGAACUACCCUACUGGGGUGGUGGGAAAGGCUUUUUAACUGCAUCGGACCUACAGAUCCCUUUCUGAUUACAAAAACUCCUCUCACAAACCUGGUUAUGUUCAGAAAAGCUGUUCUUAAUUCUCUUUACUUAUAAGCUAAAAAUGAUAAGCUCCUGCUUUUGCCGUCUUAGAGGACCCAUCAGUGGUUGACUCACUCUGAAGUGCAACUUUGUUCCUACUGAUGGAUGUUCAAAAGCUGGAAGUUCAUAAACUGUGAGGUGUCUACAUCAGUUUCAUUAUUCUUUCUUGGCAGAGAUGAGAAGCGGCAGCAAAGAGAAAGCUAACGAUCUGAGAAGUCCGGUUUCCUAUAACAUUAGUUUUCCUUUGUAAUUAAGAGGGAAGUAGAUAUGGUGGAGAAGAGAAGGAAACUCUGGCCACACCAAAAGAUCUUAUAUCCUGUUCUUACCGUCACCGAGGACCUUGAGGAUAUAGUAGACGCCAUGUGUAACAAAUGUGCAGAUCACUGGACUUUUUGCUUUAUACCAUGCUUCACGUGACACCUGGGGCCAAGCAGUGAGUAGAACUAAGUCGAUUGCAUUCACGUGAAGUCCGACUUGCAUUGUACACCACUGACCACUAACCGCCACAUUCCACGCCCAUUAGCUCCUUAGCCAGCGCAGCGCCCUAAGAGCAAACAAGGAAGCAUCUGCAGGAGGCUUUGCCUUGCUUUCCUGACGUCCUUUUUACUUGGCAAGUUUGGGGAUUGAGUUGGACAGCAGUACUGUGCCCUCCUGUGGGUGUCUGAGCCCCACGGUGUGGUGGCAUGGGGCAGCUGUUGAGUGUGACUGGUCACUAAGGCUGACCUGAAGAGGGCGUAUGCUCAUAGCUCGGCUCCCAGUUGGGACAUCUCCGGGUGCCACUCCCCUAACUCCAUUUGCAUUUUCUCUUUUAAUGAACGUGGCUCUGUACAUCCAUAAUUAACUCUCAAAUUCACAUUGGUGUGCUGUGAUCAAAUGAAGGUUUGCCUGAAUCCUUUCAAAUUGUAACCAUGGUAAUUGAGGGGGGUGGCACAGAAUGAAUAUAUAAAAAUAUAAUGACAAUUGUUCUGAAUGACUGAGUGUCCUCCUGACAUGUAAUUAGCUGUUUUAGCAAGAUGUAGAUUGGCAUGGUCAUAAUUAAAAGGAUUUCUGUCCUUUAUGUGAUUGGAAAUGGCAGAUCUCCCAUUCCCUGUUCCCUUUUGGCACUAAUGCUCCCAAGAACAUUUGGAACAGCAACUCAGUAAACUAAAAUAAUGACAUGGUGUUCGUGUCCUCUCCUUAGUGAAAGAGAAGGAUUUGGAGUUAUUUCAGCUUCAAAAUGGAAGCCUUUGCUGUUGCUCCCCAUUUGACUUCUACAUGAUUUGAAACCUCUUUGUCUCACGUCCAGUUUCAAACUGCUUCACCUUUGGCAGAAACUCCAGUCAGAAUCCCAAACUGAGUCGGCCCCUGACAAGGCCUCUGCGACUCUGUCUGACUUGCUAGCCCACUAGCAUGCAGUGCAGCCUAACUUGCGGAUAUUCACUGCUUAAUGGGCUCCCUAGGGUUUUAAUUCUUUCCCUGGUUACGUGGCGUUUCCUUUGUCACCAUCAGAAAGCAUCAGAUGGAAAUUUACACAUUUUCCUCAUUGGAUCCUAGGAUGUUCGGCCAGCAUGACACAAACGCACGUGAACACACAUGGGCUGUAAACGGGUCUGUGGCGUAAUUGGAGUACUGAUCGGCAGCGUCCUGAGGUUACUGGGCAUACAUGUGUUCCCCCACACAGCUCUCACAUGGCAGCCACCAACUUCCUUGUACUGGCAGCCUUUUCUUAGCCAGGGUUUUCUCCAUUAUUCUGCCAAGACGGUGGGAUUGUCUCCCUAGCCCUUGCAAGUCCAUGUUCUUUUUCUCUCCUUCUACUUCUCUUCCUUUCUCUGCAUACACCUCGUCCCACCCACUGACGUUGGGUGGCCUGGACACCCUCCACAGUCUCCUGCCCCAGAUGUCUGCUCUUUUCCCCGCUGAGACCUCCCACUGGACCGGAGCUGCUUUGUCUUUAUCUAGCCUUUCCCUAGAAUGUGCUUUUGGCUCUUUUUCCAUCACUUGCAGAAGUCUUCAUUCAGUUAUAUCAAGAGUCAGUCUAUGCAAAAGCAGCAGCCAGCAUCGUACCAAGUGCUUCAUUCCCAUGUGGCUCCUGGCUAUGAUCACGAGCCUGGCCCACUGAACCCUCCAGCAUUGGUUAGUAACCACUGAGAAAAUGUGGCUCUUGCUUUUGUUCGUAUUUUGCUGCUUAGCCUCAUACAAACCUUUUCCCUGGUCCACAGCUCAGAAGGGAUCCCAACCAAACGCUAAAGUGUUUAGUUUGAUGAAAAUGCUGAGGUAGGCUGCUUCUCCAUAACUGUUCUCUCCCCCUGUCCACAAUCUGUCUGUCUGUCUGUCUGUCUCUCUCACACACACACAUACACACACACACACACAAUUUGGGAAAAGACUGCCUUGGGGUCUUUUAUUCGUGUUCCCCUCAAAAAUACCUCCAAAUAUAUAGUAGUUGGGCUAAAUCAGGAAAAAUGCCAUUAAAAGUUCUUAUUCAGUGCUUCUCUUCCUAGAUGAUCUUAAAAGGACUUUCAGCCCCACCCAACAUGCCUACCUUCAAGACACAUUUGCUGUCUUUGAGACUUUUCUGUGGGAUCCUGUCAGUCUUCUGACAGUUGGAAUGAUCGUGGAUUUAUGACCCCAAAGAGCAGAGUAUCUCAUCCCUUAUUUUCCCAGCUGCUGAAAGAUAACUAUCUCCAUUACAAUUGAGAAUCUGUCUUAAGAUUUGCAAUUCUGAGAACCGACUAGAUGAGUAUAAUUCUGUGAUUUGUGAGACCUGCAUUAAAACAGCCAGCAGAACAUUCUGAUUACCUGCUUACAUUCAAAGAAAAUAGAAUUAUCACUGCAGUUAAAACCUUCUAACACAAUCUACUGUUUGAGGGAUCAAAGUAUUAGAUGCGCUGCUUAAGGAAUGGCUCUACUAAGAAAGAACCGGAGUUGGCAAGACAUCUCCCUCCCCAGGUGUUUCCAGAGGCCACUUCAGUGAUUCAAAACACCCUCCACCAUAAAUGCCGGUACCACUAGCAGUCCCCACUAAAAAGAAAAACGAAACCAAAAAAGAAAGCCAACUCACCAAGAUCCGUGAAAAUGGAGGUAGGACUUAGCCUUGAAAUACGGAUUUUGAGGAAGAGAAUACCCGGAGUUGCUCUUACAAGAAAACAGAGUAAAGACGUUGUUCUAAAUCAUGAUGCGACAAGAGACAAACAUUCAGACCUCCUGAAGUAUUCAGAGCUCAUGAUAAUAGCAGCUGACAUUUACUGAGCAUGUACCGUGUGCCCAGCACUGUGCUGAGUGGUCUGUCUCGUUUAUUCUUGAAGAUUCACAGACCCCACACUGAGUGGUACCACCUUAAUGGAGAAGAGUGAAAUCUCCAGUUGCUUCUUUCAUCUUCGUAGGAUGUUCAUUGGAGAAUGGACCAGAGAGUCUGCCUGGCAUUGCCCUGAGUGAAAUCACUGCAUUUAAUCUGUUUUGUUUUCUCGACGACCACACUGGAUAAUUCUCACCAGCCCCCUCUCCCAAUGCUAUCAUCUCUCCCUGCCCUUCAUUCCCUCUGACCCUGAACUGGUGCUACCGUGAUGGUCUAGACACUAGAGCACCCCUUUCUCUUGGCCUUUCUCCUUGUUUAGUGAUGGUGAUGGAAAUACAGUGACCUCAGGGAGGCUCUGCAGCUAUAAUGUAAAACCUCUUGUUUCAGGCAUCCUGUCUCCAGAAGGCAAAUGUGAGGUCCUGCCUUUUUGUGGAGAAGAAACAGUACAGCUAUCUCAUCUGUGUCUUGUGGAGAAGUCGAAUUUACUAGCACUCCUUAGGUGUAGUUCCAGUUAGUUGAGGCAGAGGAUAUUAAAAAUCUCACACACUUCCUGUUUUCUCUCUGUUUAGCUCUUCAAGCAUCUUCAUAAUGCCUGUUACCUUUAGGCAUCCUGCUUCUGCACAGAAGUGUUUAGCUCAGCCAUUCCAACUCAUUCUGCUGUCAUGUCCAUCACAGUCAUGAGAGACAGUGGUGGGGCUGAGCCAGUAGGAAGUUCUGGGACUCUGGUAUUCGCGUCUGCCCUGCAUGGAGACAAGUACAGAUUUGGGCUCAGCAUAAGAACUUUCUCAUAACCACAGCCUGGCACAGGGCCGAGCCACCUCGGAGUUCAGGUGGCAGCUCAGUGACUACUGUCAGGGGCAUGGGCUCCAAGCUGACCUGAGGAUGGGACUGAAAUGCCAUGUUUCUCUCCCCGUCGCUUCUCUGACACUUUUCCUCUUGCAAAUAAGCGGUUCUCAGGAACUGACUGUCCCUCUCUCUUCUCAUCCACUCUCUCAUGUCCUAGACAUUCUUGAAGCCCAAGAGAGUGGAGUCCGCCCUGGAGGAGAGCCCCCCAUUGGCCUGGCCCCGUGAGUGGAUCCACCAAGUUGACACCUUGGGAUUGGGGUCCCCAGUAAUAGGUACUUUGUUUCAUUAGCUGGCCCAUGGGGUUUUUUGGUUAUCUAUUCCCCACCAAAAAACAAACAAACAAACAGCAAAACAAAAACAAAACAAAACAGAACCCCCACCCCGAUGUGAAGAACAAGGUAUGCGUGCCUUCCAUGUAGUUUUUGAUCCAGGUGUGGCAUCUCUGGUGGCAGCUGGGUGCCACUGAAAUUUUGGAAUGGAGACAUUAACUCCGUCCUGGGAAAGAGCACAUGACUCUUAACCAAGCAGUAUACAUGGGAGAGAUGAGUCACCAGAUUUGUGUUGCCUUGUCCAGUUUCCCAUCACUUCCAGGUCAAGCCAAAAUUUCAGCCUUGUUUUCUGGCUUCCUUUAAGCCCAGAAACCACUCCCCUUUUGUUGCUUUACUGGAACUAAGAGCCCAGCAUAAACUUAGGAGGGUCGUUUUUCCACUUCAUCAUUCAUUGAAGCUAUUAAACUAGAAAGAAAACGACAUUAGUGCUGUAUUAGUGUAAACAGCAGCCACUCUAGUGAUAUUACAUUGAACUCUUUUGUUUUUAUGCCAGAUUCAUAGGCGGGGUAGGCAGUGCGGACAUUAGUGGAGUGGAUUGAACAAAGGUGAGAGCUCUGCCACAGGCUCCUUGCAAGAGCAUUAUUAUUAGUGAUUUGCCUUGAAAACCACAUUUCUGUAUGUUAGAGUCAGUGAGCCCCUUAAUCCUGCAUCUCUGAAAAUGGGCACCACGAAACCAAAACCAAAGUUCUUGGGGGCAGGGGUGGGGGGUAGGGAGCUGCUACCUUCGAGCGUCAGCAUCUCUGGCAAGGCUUUUCUUUACUGCUCACUGGUUUUGCCAGAACACUCUUUUCAGAAAGGGCCUUUUCUUUUCCUCGUAGUUUUCCUCACACAGAUAACAGAAAGCAGGCCCGUGCCGUCCUGUGGCCAUGAGUCUAGAGCAGGCCGUCCCGACUUCCCACACACCUGCUCUCCCCCAUCCAUUCGCCCUGGUCUGCAGAAACAAAAGAGCAGAGCCCCUGCCAGCCCGGCCCUGGUUCUUCAGACUCACCCAGGCUGCAAGGGGGGGCGCUCCCCUGCCAGAAGAUAGCGAGAACAUCCUCGUUGCCUCUCCUGAAAGAGCCCACAGCCUUCUCUGAUUCCCCUUGGGCUCCCCUCCUUCCCUUCCACGGCCAUAGUCACCGUUGGGUAUGCGGGACCUUCCAAGAAUACAUUUCUAGUUACGUUUUUUAAGUGCCUAAGCAAGUUACAGAACUCUGGAACCUGCCAGAGAGUCAGCCUGUGCCCUGCCCCCACCCCUUCCCCACCCUGCACUUAGCCCCCAGGGACGGGGGCAGAUAGCUGCCCCUCUCCAGGGUCCCCGGCGUUCUGCAGGCAGAACAACUGCUAGGGCAAGCUGGUGGGCAGGGCGACAUCAUCAGUGCCCCCGCAGGCUGGCUUGUCACUCUUUCCUGUGCUGCUUUUUAGGGAUGUCUCUGUUGGUGGGCUUCCAGUCUUGGCUCAUCGAGAAUGUUCAGGAGCCCGCUCUUCGAGGUCUACAGCUCCUGAGUGGGGAAGAUAGGGGAGAGCAACACAGCCACAGAGCAGAAUUCAGUCUGUCUUUGUCCUCAGCUGGAAAAUGCACCCAGAUCCAAGAGAGCAAAGAGUCAGAUAAUCACAGUUAAAAACACCAUGAUUCAUUUGCCAUCAUUAAUCACUGGAACCCUGGCUGCCUCUCCCUGUCCUCACACUAGAUUUGAGGGAUCAGGGCGUCUGCUCACAAGGGCUCAGAAGGGCCAUCAUUGCUGGGGGUGAAGCAAGAUCAGAGGUGCAUCUUUGAAAAUGUGAGUUAUUUGUUUGCUUCUUUUUUAAAGUAAUUGAAGUCUGACCUAAAUUCGGGGCCUUUAUUAUGUGGUGGGUGUAGGACGGAUUAUUUUGUGACUGCACUCUUCACAUCACGGCACUAAGCAGCGCUCAGAUGAUUUGCUGGUGCAUUAGAAAGUUUUUGCAAAAUGGACAAAUCCAUACCCAGGCACUUUAUUUUCAUUAAUAAUCCAGCGUUUUUGUUCAGACAAUGUAAUAACCCAAACGGUGGGCAUUCACAUUUAACAGGUAUGAGCAGAUUUGCCAGAGGAAGUCUUUGGAUUUGAAUAGAGAAGGGAGGCGGGUUGAUGAAAGUGAUCCCAGUGGGAGACCACUGCAUUGGUGGUGACCAGAGGGAGCUGCUGCUGAGGGCGGCAGCCAGCCCGGGAUGGGGCCGCGAUCUGUUGCUCCGUCCCGCAGACGCUGGUGUGGGCAGCGCCCCCGAGCGCUGGUCAGUUGCCCCAGACGCGCGUCCAAUGGGGGCCGCAGGGGCGCGGGGAGCCGGCCGUGCGCUGCGGCGCCGGGUUGAAGAGGCCCGCUUGCUUCUCCAUUAACUGGACCCGAAAGCUCCGGCACCCGCCGAGUGCUGGGGGCUCAUCCCCGUUGCAGAACCACGUGCAGCUCUGUCUGCCUGUUCAUGGUGGGGGUGGGAGCGAGCUGGCACAGCAGGUUAUAAAAUGGAAAGUGGGUUUGACAGUCGUAAUCUGAUCAGAUACCAUGGACCAGAUGCCUUGGGACCGCCUGAAAGUCUUUAGCGUCCACCAAAUACUCGAGUAUCUGCGACGGGCUGUGUGGGGUCCCUACCAGAUGGGUAUGGGGGCAGAGCGCCCCCUUCCCUGCCUUGGCCGUCGUGUGUCUUAGUCUUUGUGUUUCCCUUUGGCGUCUCCUGGUCUCUGUCCCCCAUCUUGUGCACCAUGUGUCCCUGAGGGGAGUCGCACCUGUGUCUGAGUCUGCUGUAAGGUGUUCAGUCUACCUCAAGGGGUCAUCAUGGUCAACUCUGUCCCAUAGCAAUCCUCUGACAUCGCCACACACACUGGAAUGUAUAUCUGCCCCUGGCCCUGCCUUCCCUGUCGGUAACCUCCUGACCCCAUCUUUCCUGUAAUCACCACAAACUCCUAGUGCAAAUUGGAUGCUGCUUUAAAUGUGAAAACAAUUGUUCAAAAGCUAUAAAACCUGAAUGAAAGCUAAAGCUGAAUUUAUAAGCCUUGUUGCAUAUGAGCCAAAAGUGCAAAAAGCUCUAUAUAAUGAACUAACCUGCCACUCGUAUAAAUAUAAAUAUAUAUAAAUAUAUUAAAAUCAGACUGUUCUACAAAAUUGUGUAUUUGUAUUUUUGUGUACGUACAAUUUUCUGCUAAGCAGAAGGAGGAUGUAGUAUAGGAUGCUGUGAGAAGAGAUUUGGUUUAAUCCUAUUUCUUUGUUACUUAUUUUUGUUAACAUCAGAUGCCUGUCUUUGUCUUCUAUGUGUAUGACACUGUUUGGAAAGUUGCAGUAUCUCUCUUCCUUAGGUCCAGAGUCCAACAGAGAAUGAAAUCUGGGGUUUAGAGAGUUGUCCAGGCCACCAAACAUGGAGAAGUGGACAGAGCUUGGCCCUCUCCUGCCCAGGGGCUGCUUGCGGUCCUGAGGCAGCAGUGAGGCAGGGCACGGCCUCUGGGAAGCUGAAUCUCACUUCUAGAAAGCAACUUCCAAAACAAAGGACUGUCAGAUCUCUCUAACAUAAGACUCCACCGGGUCCCUCAGGGAGAGGUGCAGGACCUCUCAGUUCUGGGCAGACUUCUGGCCCAGAAAGGAGCAGGGGGCUCUGCCCAGCUCGCUGGCUGUCCCUGGGCUCUGUGUCCCUCUUCCGAGUAGUUGCUGCCUUUUUCAGACCAGGUUACCAAAAUGCCUCCCCUCUGCCGAGCUGCUGACGCUUCAUCACCCAGACCUCCAGCCCCAGUUCCCUGGAGCAUCUCGGAACCCACUUUCCCGGUGCUAACACACAAGAGGGGGGUAAAGUGGUUGCCAGUAAUGGCCAGAAACCAACCAUCUGAGAGGCCAGGCUGGAAGACAAGCUCUGUGCGCCAGGGCAGUCGCCUUUCCCCCGGGGGAAGCGUUGGGCACCCCGGGCCUGGGCCCCACCCCUGCUGCCCACCCACCUCUCAACCCCAAGGCAGUCCCUCUUGGCGUGAACCUUGUCUAGGGAGAGCGAUACUGCACCUUCACCUGUGGGACUCAUAUUUAUAACAAUGUGUAAUGACUGUAGCAAAAAGCCCUUGUUUCUAGAUGUAAAUGGUCAAAGAAACAAGUGCUCUAUUGUAUUGAUUAAAAAUAGUUCAAAUGAGUCCUGUAUCAUUGUAUCUCCUAUUCUGGAUUAGUGCCUUUUGGACAGUAGACUGUUCUGUAAUUAAAAUGUAGUAUACUGCUUUUUUGUACAGUUUUGUUUUAAUAAAACUUUUUUUUAAUUUGUGUUUAUUUUAGUAUUGUACCUAUUAGAGAAUAAAACGUAUAACUGAACAAA
This is a messenger RNA of Mustela lutreola (European mink), 15775 nucleotides long. It is a transcript of the gene HMBOX1, whose product is annotated as homeobox containing 1. Lineage: Eukaryota; Metazoa; Chordata; Mammalia; Carnivora; Mustelidae. Gene Ontology annotation, biological process: positive regulation of DNA-templated transcription. The transcript is spliced from 11 exons. Bases 357 to 1691 code for a protein of 444 amino acids. Gene Ontology annotation, cellular component: nucleus. Gene Ontology annotation, molecular function: double-stranded telomeric DNA binding. The record is from RefSeq and is a predicted model, not a curated record.